Messenger RNA from Strongylocentrotus purpuratus (purple sea urchin), 5076 nucleotides. RefSeq names its product HBS1-like protein (gene hbs1l). The coding region runs from base 79 to 4443 and encodes 1454 amino acids. Gene Ontology annotation, molecular function: GTPase activity; GTP binding. The transcript has 18 exons. Lineage: Eukaryota; Metazoa; Echinodermata; Echinoidea; Camarodonta; Strongylocentrotidae. Gene Ontology annotation, biological process: translation. The record is from RefSeq and is a predicted model, not a curated record.
GUGAAAUUCCCGUAAGAAAGAUGUCGAGAUGAGAUGAUGUUAUUUCAAUUUGCCGUGUGCCAGCCCAAGAGAUAAAUAAUGGCACGCCAUAGAAAUAUUCGAGGGCAGAACUAUGAUGAAGAUUAUGAAGGCUAUGAUGAUGUCUAUGGCCAUUCUGUGGAGGACGAUUUCAUGUAUGGUGCAUCACCUUCCACAGCUGAGCAAUUCUUGUACCGACGUGGUCAUCAUGAGCUUUCAUCGUAUCUAGAAGAUAUCGGAGAGGAUGAUAGAAACAGUGAUUCCGAACAACCGCUAGCUGAUUCCAGAAACUAUGAAAGACCCAAACUCAGUGAUGUAGAUGAAGCUCGACUACAGUCGUGCCUUGACGAGAUCCGCAAUGUAGUCGGAGACACCACGCCCGAACACGUCCUCAUCGAUGCAGUGGUCGCGAACAAGUUUGACUACGAGCGAGCGCUAGAUGCCAUCUUAAACAAGCAAGAAACCAACCACAAGACAAAGAUAGACACAAGAACAGACCCAACAUUAGUUACCAAAAGCAAUCCUAACUCACAAGAUGCUUACGCACAGAGUAGUCUAGGUAGGGAUGGUAGGGAUAGUGAUGUACACAAGUCAAAGGUUAAAGGUCCCCAUGUGAUGAACUCUUAUGGAGGACAGGGAAAUGCAUCUUCCUUCUCGAAUGUACCAGUUGCAAACCAAUCUGUGCCUAGUAAAUUUCAGUCUUAUUACGAUAAAGUUGCUGCUGACAAUGACUUGGGCCGUUUUGACAUGGGAAGCAGUAGUACUCUUCCAGAGAGCAAGGAAAGCACUGGACGUGGGUUUGAAACGAGGGUUUCCUUGGGUGAUAGUAGUGGACAUCAUCAAGGGACUAUGCAAUUUUACCUCAAAGAUGUGGCGUACAGUCCUCAAAGUCAAAUGCAAGGUCAAAUGAAAAGUCAACUCCCAGAUAAGGCUGGUUUGUCUAUGCAAGCAGGUGGAGUCAGCCUGGGAGAAUUGUCACGUAUGCAAGAAACUGGAACUAAUGCAGCUUUAGGAAAGCCAUCUGGGCGUGUCCAUCCACCUGGACUUGGUCCAGCACCCUCUACGGGAGUUGGUCCAGCACCCUCUAUGGGACUAUCGGACUUGGCAUCCAGUCACUUGACUGAUAUGGGUACUGGGAAGCCAUUGAAACCUGUUAGAGGAAGAGUUGUUGGUAAAAAAUCUGGAGCCCCCUCACUGGCAGACUUAGCCUGUGGACAAAGCUCUAUCAAAGUCAAGGAAAAAUCCUCUGUGCCCUCUAAUGUAUCAUUAAGUGCCUUGGCAUCAAGUCAGCUCUGUUCAUCAAUUGUUCCUUGUCAGAAACCACUCAGCAGCACGAAGAAUACUAUGCAAGCAAACUUGUCCCUCGCUGAUUUAGCGAGUGGUCUUCGACCAACAUCGUCCACCAUUCCACAAACGAACAAACAGGGUCACACUUCGGGUUUGAGAUCUUCACUUUCAGGGAAUGUAUCAUUGUCAGACUUGGCAUCCAGUCACUUGUCAUCAUCUCCCAAACAAUCUCUACUGACCAACAAGCAGAGUGGUAUGAAAGCACCUGGAAUCAAGUCUAUUCCAUCUAGUGGCCUAUCAUUGUCAGACUUGGCAUCCAGUCACUUGUCAUCAUCUCCCAAACAAUCUCUACUGACCAACAAGCAAAGUGGCAUGGAAGCACCUGGAAUCAAGUCUAUUCCAUCUAGUGGCCUAUCAUUGUCAGACUUGGCAUCCAGUCACUUGUCAUCAUCUCCCACACAAUCUCUACUGACCAACAAGCAAAGUGGCAUGGAAGCACCUGGAAUCAAGUCUAUUCCGUCUAGUGCUGUAUCUCUAGCAGACCUUGCAUCCAGUCACUUUUCUUCCUCCCCCGGUACAUCAGCAAUGGGUAGUUUGUCUGAGAUUGUGGGUGGGACAGGAGGCACUACCACCACAUUGAGCGGUGUUUCUUGUGCUGAUUUGGCUAAUACUAAUCAACCUAGUUCUCCUAAACAUCCUCUUGGGUCACAGAUAGGAAAGAAAAAUGAGAAAGAAUCAGAUAAUAAAUCUUCAGCAUUUAGUCUCUUAAAUCCACAAUCUGAGCAAACAAGCAUCCCAACUGCAAGUAAAACAAUGUUCGGGACAAAAGAAGCAAAGGCUGAUCAGAAAGGAAUGUUAGAGUUAGGAACUCUGAGUAGUCGUCACGUCACUGACAAGAAAGGUAGCAUGGAAGCUUCAGAAGGUCUUCAAAGGCCUCGUGUUACACCAGGCUUUGAUUUUUUUAUUCGACCUCCAAGUCAUUCCACAUCUUUGCAACUUGAUGAAAAGCGUCAACCUCAACCGCACGUCUCAGGGAUCCACUCCAGGAACAACCGGCAAUCAAAUUCAUCAAGGAUAUCAAAUAAGAUGCAACCCGCCAAGAAUACCUCCUCAAAAUCUACCAUGCAUUCCAAACCUAUCCUGAACUCUUCGGGUAUAUCUGCUACCGUGUCCACCUUCGGUAACGCUCUUUGCCAUCAAUGUCAAACGGCUUCUGCAAAAGCGAAGAUGAUAGCGCAAGGCAGGAUUGGGUAUCACGGGGUUCAACGGCGAGUCCUCCACAGGCAGUUCUCGUUCGAGAGACAGAAGAGCAGAAAGGAGGAAUCCAAGGAAGAGAGCUGGCGAGAAGUUCAGCCGUUUGAUUUCUCAACUCCUUCACUGGAUGAUAUUGUGAAGAAGCGGCAACAGGGUGCAUUCAUUCCUCUGAAUCAAAGGCCCCAGAGGACAGACAACACAGCUGAGCUCGACUCGAGGUUACGCUUGGACCAGACCGUCGACGAUUCCGCAACCCAGAUCACGAGGCUCCGCUUUGAAGGCAAAGAUCCCAAACAGGGGUUCCAAGUCAACGUUGAGGACACGAGUAAAGGGAAAUCCCCUGGAGGAGAAGGAGGAGCCGGAGGAGGGGAAGAUGAGACAAAAGUUGAAGGAGCAGGGUCACGUAAAGGGGCACUUUCUCCCACAAGGUUAUCAGAGACCAGUAGCAGUAGGAGAAGUAGCAGGGAAUCCCUUCCCAAUGUUUCCAGUGAAUCGGACCUUCAAGCUUAUUCCUCAGCAACAUCAACGCCUAGUAGAAAGGAGGGCAGAAAAGCUUUAUCAGUCGAUAUCGCCAAGGAGCUUGAGAAGCGGCAGGCUGGCAAGGAGCUUCUGAAUCUGGUGGUCAUUGGUCAUGUGGAUGCAGGCAAAUCCACCCUGAUGGGUCAUCUUCUCUACCUCUUGGGUCAGGUCAACCAGAGGGUUAUGCAUAAGUACGAGACAGAGUCGCGUAAGCAGGGCAAGGCAUCGUUUGCAUAUGCUUGGGUGCUAGAUGAGACUGAGGAGGAGAGGGGAAGGGGCAUCACUAUGGACGUCGGUCUGACGCGCUUUGAGACGACACAUAGACUAGUCACCUUGCUUGAUGCACCAGGACACAAAGACUUCAUCCCUAACAUGAUCACUGGCGCCGCUCAGGCUGAUGCUGCCAUCCUAGUAGUAGACGCAACGAGGGGCGAGUUUGAGACCGGCUUUGAGUCCGGAGGUCAGACGAGAGAACACGCCCUACUAGUGAGGUCUCUCGGGGUCAGACAGCUGGUGGUGGGGGUCAACAAACUGGACACGGUGUCAUGGUCUGAAGAGAGGUUCUCAGAAAUUGUCAAGAAGCUGGGAGCGUUCCUGAAGCAGGCAGGUUUCAAGGAAUCUGAUGUGGUUUAUAUACCCUGCAGUGGACUGACUGGUGAGAAUCUAACAGAGCAGGCGAAAGAGCCCGCACUCACAUCAUGGUACUCUGAAACGUGCCUACUGGACCAUAUAGACAAACUGAAGCCACCGAAGAGAUCAACAGACCAGUCCAUGAGGUUAUGUGUAUCAGACGUCUUCAAGGGUAUGGGGUCAGGGGUGAGUGUCUCAGGGAAAAUCGAAACGGGUAGCCUUCAGAUUGGAGAAAAGAUCAUGGUGAUGCCUGCUGGGGAGAAUGGGCUCAUUAAAGUAAUCACAGUACACGAUGAAGACACAAGGUGGGCCUGUGCGGGUGAUCACACUACCAUAGUCAUCACAGGUGUCGAUCAGAUGAAUCUCACGAUCGGGAGUGUGAUUUGUACCUAUCAUGACCCCAUCAGAGCCUCGACACGGUUCCAAGCUAGAGUAGUCAUCUUCAACAUUGAGGUCCCUCUAACUAAGGGCUUUCCAGUACUUGUCCACUACCAGUCAGUGAGUGAGCCUGCUGUCAUCAAGAAGCUAGUCAGUGUUCUUCAUAAAAGCACAGGAGAGGUUGUACAGAAGAAACCAAAAUGCCUCACCAAACAGAUGAAUGCAAUCAUUGAGUUGGAGACGAGCAGACCGGUAUGUCUCGAGCUUUACAAGGACUAUAAGGAGUUGGGAAGGUUUAUGCUGCGGUACGGAGGCUCCACCAUCGCAGCCGGAGUUGUUACUGAGUUGAAAUAUUGAGCAUCUAUAGAGAAGCAGCUGACUUGCCUGACUUAUCUACAACCUCGAGAAACUGGUUCAUUGUGAAGUUCAACUUUGACACUGGAGAUCAGGGGGGUGUUUCACAAAACUUGUCAUCAGUGACAAGUGACAGUUUUUGUUAUAAGCUACUGAAAUCCUUGCUUCUGAUUGGUUAUCAGCAGAUUUGUCACUGAUUUUAGUAAUUUGUCAUUGAAAAAAAGCUUUGUGAAAUAGGCCCCAGAUGCAUCACCUGUGAAUUCUCUUACUGCGGACUUCUAACAUAGGGACAAGAGUUCUACACUUCAUGACUUGCAAUGCAUGUAAACUUGGAGCAGAUACAAUUUUAUCAACAAGAAGCUCUGUCAGGACUUUUGGAAAAAUGUAGCAAUAACGUACGAAGAUAAAAAUUACCCUAGGGCAUUUUGGUGCUUUUGUAAUGGUUUGCUGGAGAGCUAUUUUCAUGCAUAUGGUAUAGUUUUAAUGAUCCACUAAUACGUAAGUAUUCGUGUGUUCCCUUGGUCUCUGGUAGUUCACUGUUACUGGUAUACUUUAAAGGGAUCGUUUAACAAUGUUAAAUCUAAGAUACACGGCCCUACGUACUAUCAGUGUCUGUGAUAUGGUGUAAAAUCGAAG